Molecule: messenger RNA, 4920 nt
Organism: Mesorhabditis spiculigera
Lineage: Eukaryota; Metazoa; Nematoda; Chromadorea; Rhabditida; Rhabditidae
Source: the annotation of a GenBank genome assembly
AUGUGUCGAUUCGCCGACUACUUUGCUAUAAUUAAAUUUCCAAAAGAGCCAGAUGGCGACUCUCCGGUGCCGGAAGUUGAAUUAAAAUUUCCGCAACAAGAUUGGGAAGAUGUGCCGAUGCCUGAUCUGUUCUUAAAAUUUGCAAUGCUUCCUCAAGAAAUGGCCAAGAAGAAGAUCGUUUCUCCUCGAUUCUACACCGUAAUUUUCACAGCGGAAUCUGGGAUGCAAACGUUUGGAUCAUUUCUAGAGAUUUUGUUAAAUCGCAUCUACGAGCGGAUAAAAUUAGGAGCAGCUGGCCAGGCAGAAAAAUUGAUUUCAGCAUUAAUAGCUCCGUGCCCAAAGUGCCCAGAAAUAGCGGAUUUGGAAACUGCCAUCGCGGAUUGCAUGAAAUCGAACGUUCCGAUCAGUGGAGAGACAGUCUAUAGCCUCGUCAGUCAAUUAGGCAAUAUUCACAACCUUAUUGUCUUGGUGCGAGCAGUCAUCACAAGCACUCCAUUCUUCUUCCUUUCCGAUUCACCCGAACGGUUAUGCGAAGCUAUCAACGCCGUACUUUUCCUGAUAUUUCCAUUUAAAUAUCGGUUUCCAAUUAUAUCCAUGCUAGCAAAAGACCAACGUCACUAUCUUGACGAGCUGGGAUUGUACAUUAUUGGUGUUGUCCGCGGUCAUGGAGCUUCAAUUGAUGAAGAAACAAUUCGGGGGAUCAAAUUUGACCUUGACUACGGCGAGAUAUUCAUACCACCGCAUAUUAAACUACCACCAGUCCCGGAACCUUUCAACCAACGAUUGUUCAAAACCCUGGAAAUUUCCAUUUAUCCGGAGAGAUUUGCCUCUUACACCCCAAAUGGAACAAACAGCUUUAAGGACAAACUAGUCCGCGCCUCGAUUAUGCAAUUCUUUGCUCGUCUCGUCCACUGCUACCAAUACGGGACUCGCAUUAUUAGGAUUAAUGAUGUUUACGAACAAGCCUAUAACACUGCUGCUUUUAUCGGACUCAGGAGAUACAACACGAAAACGCAACAAUUCUUCGAGGACUUUUUCUACCAAGAAUUAUUCUCGGAAUUCGUGUUUUCGAGGGAUCUUCUAUGGAGGCAAAAAGAUGUUUUUGAUACGGCCCUAGAAGGGAUAUCCGAUAAUGUCGUAGCAGAUGAGAGUGAGGUGAUCGAAGAAGAAAUGAAAGCAAUUACUCGCAUUGCUGAAAUAUUGGCUGAAAAUGAAAAGGAAAUCAGCACAAUGUCAGCUUCCCGGCCCCCGAGCGUAUCAUCUGACGAUGUUUUCGGGCUAUCCCAUCUAAAUGGAGCCCUAAUAAACCGUCUAAUUGCAGCCAAUAUGGAAAAAGAAGAAACAGUAGACGCUGCUAUUAAAGAGGAAAUCGCAAUGCCGCCCUACCCUAUCAAGAAGGUGGAAUGGGAAACACAUGAAGAGGUCCAAUUGGUUUUUAACCUGGUCGACAGCAUUUUUGAGAAUAAAAUAGCGCAAGCGAGACGGAUAUUAACUACGGAUCAACACCCAUUGAACAGUCUCAGCUCUCGGUUGGCCCUCUGUGUCCGAAUGAAAACGGCCUUACAAAGCUCACGUGGGAUCCUCUCCGCAGAUCAGUUCGAAUUAAUCCGAGAUCUGCUAAAUUACGCACUAGAACAAGAAGGAAAAGAAGAUCGCUACGGGAUAGCGUAUUCAAUAAUGGAAUUCGCGACUGUAAUUUGCAAGGAGCUUGGAACCCAAGUUUUUCAAUUUAUGUACACGGCUAUUCAAGCUCAUCCGGUCUGGGCCAAUCGUGAUUUUUGGCGAUUCGCUUUUUACACGGACGUCCAAAAGCGGUUAUACGAUAUUUACGUGGCGCCUGGAUUGAAUGCUAUCGAUAAAGACCAGAAUCCGUUCGACCUAUGGGAUACAGACAAAGGGGUGGCAGUGCUGAAAUUUGUUUCCGAGUUGCAGAAGAAAAAAGAAGCUGGAGGAAGCGAAACCGAGGCAAAUGUCAACUGGAGUGACAUGGAAGAAAAUAUCAUCUAUGGAUUGGCGAAGCACUACACGAACCUCAUUCUUUGCCUUCGAGUUCCUUUGGAUCCUGAAGCUUCCCCAUUCUAUGAUGAAGAUGACACACGACGUGAAGAACCGGCAUCGUGGAUUUGGAAAAUCAUCGAUUCAAUCCGUGCCUCAACAAAAAUCGAUCAUUUCAUGACAGAUCUAAAAAAAGAAAUUACCAUGUGGGGUGAAGGACAUCGCGAGCAAUUGGAUCAGGUCCAUGCUACUUCUAUGUAUAUGCUUCCACCAAAGCCUGCAUUACCCCCAAUGCCGCCGAUGUACUCCAAAGAAGUCCUGAAAUCAGACAUCUAUCGAGCAUUCCUUGUUGCUAGAGAUGAAGAAACACCAGAACUUCCAGCUGAAGGAGCAUUCUUUAUCACGAACUAUCGAGUUAUCUUCGUUGGAGCCCCAAGAGACCCGCUUUUAACCGAUACCCCCCUCCAACUCGAUCUUCCCCUGAUGUCAUUGGCAAAGGUCAAAACCAUCCCGGAGAAAGAAUUAAAGGGAUGGCAGAACAGAGGAUUACCGGCUAAGAUGGCGGAAGACGCUAUAGUAAUUUAUUCAACAAUAUUUAAAGGCGGUAUAUUUUCGUUUGAUGAGGAGUACUCUCACGAAAAUAUGGAAAAUUUAAAAGAUCGCUUAGUGGCUCUGCGCUGGCAACAACCGUAUCCGGAGUCCCUUUACCCAUACUCUACAACUAAAAGUACCACUCUCACUUUACAAACAAAAAAAUAUCAAACCCUGCGACAGAUGAAGAAAACAAUCGGAAAAUUUCCAAUCUCGAAAAUGCGAACUCUUGGACUACUCCCCCAGCAUGCUCCUGGAAAAAGUUAUUCAACUCUACCGCCAAAUCUGAAUCUAUCAAUCACAGCUCCGAAUGGGCCACUUGAUGAGGAGUAUGAUAGGCUGAAUUUUGAUCAUAUAGAAGCCGCCACGAAGAUUUCGACUAUAAACCAUUGUUUCCGCUUGGCAGAGAGCUACCCUCGUUCUCUAGUACUUCCAAAAACCGUAGACGACGAUGUUCUUGGCGAAGUGGCCAAAGGAUUCCGAUCCUCAAGGCUACCGGUGGUCACCUGGACUAACGGAAAUGAUGCAUUUCUUUUGCGUGGUGCCUCAUUCUCAGCGAACGUCUUGAAAAAGAUCAAGAUGCAGGCAAAGGCUAUCAAUCGCGGGAAACAGCUUGGUGAGAUUGGAGCCGAUGAGAAGCUGAGGUUGGAGACAAGGGAAGCCAGUGGUUCGAAUGUGACAAUUUUGAGAUCGAGCGCCGAAUAUCAGGCUGCUUAUUUCGUUCGGCUUGCUGCAAUUGCUAAUCGAGGGCUAGACCGGCUAGAUACUUCCAUGUUUUCGGGAUUGUUGAGCGAUGCGAGCGCAAUUAAUUCGAAUGCCACAACACCGUCGCUUGCUCGGAAAUAUAAUGCGGAUUCGAUUUCAAUACCGGCUAGUACAAGCAGCAAAGAAAAUGAAUCCGGCCAAUUUCAACAGCACGAACGUCGCCCUAGCGCAUCAAUCCUUCGAGUCCCAUUCACCCGCCAGCAUACUUUAAGCAUGCUUAAAAAGAACCAACUAUUCAUUUUGGGAGAGCCAGGCCAAGAAAAGUCCCUAAAAUGGGGUGAGAACAUCCAAUUCAUACCCAUCACCUAUCCAUCAUCCAAGAGAUUGAAAAGCGUCUUCAAGAAGCUGCUGAAAACGUAUUUGGCUCCUGAGCUAGGGCUUGUCGAAGAUGGUAGCGGAUUUGCUGCGAAGACAGCUUGGUUGCAUGAGGUAUCGGCAUUUCUGGCGUUGGCAAUUGAAAUCUAUUCACUGGUUGAUCUUGCAAAUGUAUCAGUUGCAUUUUGCUUGGAAGAAGGGAGGGAUGCCACUUCUGUGAUUUCUUCGUUGGCACAGUUGAUUUUGGAUCCAUAUUACCGUACGCUUGAGGGCUUUAAGGCCCUUAUAGAAAAAGAAUGGAUCCAAUUUGGACACCGUUUUUCGCAUCGUGCGAAUCACACGCCGGAUUCGCAGAGUAAUGGCGUCGCCCCGUAUUUCCUAAUAUUCCUUGAAUGCUGCCACCAAAUCCACCGCCAAGCUCCAAAGUCUUGCCAAUUCAACAAUUUCUACCUCAAAUUCUUGGCCUAUCAUUCCCAGGCUGCUUACUACCGGAAUUUCUUACUUGACAGUGAGGCUGAUAGAGCGAAGAUUCAAAUUGUUGAUCCAGACGAUGAAGCAAAUAUUUGGACGGCUAUUGAGAAUUCUGAUCAAUCAUUAUUUUCAAAUCCACUCUACAAAGAAUCUGCUGAGUUACCAAUGCUCUCAUGGCUUCCGAAUAACCUCACGAUUUGGAGCUUUUUCACGGAGAAGUUUCUUUCUGAUCGCCAUCCUUAUGACCCGGAAUUCCAAGAACACGGGACAAACGGUACAAACAGCGAUACAGUGAUUUCGGAGCAAUCAAAGGUUGAUUCCGAAGAAAAUCCACGCCAUCGGGCAGAUUAUUUGCUAGAGAACAGUCGUUUGUUAUUAGCCUGUGCCCAUCAGAAGCACCAAUCCAGCAUGUCCCGAAAUCCAAGCAUGGACUCAUUGGAUCAGACCGACAAAACAGAUUCGAAUUGCGGGAAGAGCAUUUAUGGCGACAACCCGGACAUCGUCUAUGCGGGAUAUCUUCAAAAGAAGGGAGCUAGGAUGAAGCUUUGGAGUCCACGAUACUUUGUAGUUUACAAAUCGCUGAAAGCGCUUCGAUACCACGAAGAAGCUAAUAUGAUAAGUGAGGGAACCUAUUUUGAUCUGCGAGGGGUGGACGUUCAACUACGAAGAGUUGCAGAUAAGAGCGUGAUUACGCUAAACACCGAAAAGAAAAACAUGCAACUCCUUGCUCCAACAGCUGACGAAGCCGCUUUAUUUAUUCAAAAACUAAAAGAGCUUGUCGCU